GAGAGCUCACACUCACAGAACAACGCAGGAGAGCGGACGAAAUGGCGGGAGAAAAUGCCGGAGGAGAAAACCGUCCUACUCAGUCGCCAGCUUCAUCAGAUCAAGGCGGUAACCCAAAUUCCAGUCAAUUUAAUGGGAAUCCACCGUCUACACCAGAUUCUCCCACCUCUGCUGGAUUUAACACAGAUCAGCUUCCCUUCAAUAGCCGUACCUCAGAGAAUUACUCUGAUUUCGACGACGAUGAGGCUGCCGUUGAUCCAAAUAUCAUCAGGGAUGAGCUUGAUGAUGGCGACGAGGAUGAAGGGGAAGGUGAAGAUCUUUUCAACGACAAUUACAUAGAUGAUUACCGGAGAAUGGAUGAACAUGAUCAAUACGAGUCGGUUGGGCUGGACGAUUCUCUGGAGGACGAGAGAGAUUUGGAUCAGAUUAUGGCAGAUCGUAGGGCUGCAGAGAUUGAGCUUGAUACCAGGGAGGGUGUUGCGUCAAGGGCAAAGCUCCCCCAUCUUCUCAACGACCAAGAUACCGAUGAUGAUAGCUACAGACCUUCAAAAAGAACUAGAGCUCCUCCUGGUCCACGUGGUGGCGAUGACACUGAUGCAAUGCAAAGUUCUCCUGGCAGAUCACAAAGGAUUAACUCAGGAGAGGAUGUUCCCAUGACUGAUGCGACAGAUGAUGACCAGUAUGAGGAUGAUGAAAACGAUGAAGGUGAGUUUGAGAUGUACCGAGUUCAGGGAACACUUAGGGAAUGGGUUACUAGAGAUGAAGUACGCCGCUUUAUUGCCAAGAAGUUCAAAGAGUUCAUCCUUACUUAUGAGAACCCAAAAAAUGAAAACCAUGAUUUAUUAUAUCUCAACCAGAUAAAUGAGAUGGUGUCAGCCAACAAGUGCAGUCUGGAGAUUGAUUACAAACAGUUUAUCUAUAUCCACCCAAAUAUCGCCAUCUGGCUUGCAGAUGCACCCCAAUCUGUUCUUGAAGUCAUGGAGGAAGUUGCUAAUAAAGUUGUGUUCAGUAUACAUUCAAACUACAAAAGUAUCCACCAGAAAAUCUAUGUCAGGGUAACCAACCUACCUGUUUAUGAUCAAAUUCGCAACAUAAGGCAAAUCCAUUUAAACACAAUGAUCCGUAUAGGAGGAGUUGUGACCCGAAGAUCAGGAGUUUUUCCUCAGUUGCAGCAAGUGAAGUAUGAUUGUAACAAAUGUGGAACAGUUUUAGGGCCUUUUAUCCAAAAUUCAUAUUCAGAAGUGAGAGUUGGGUCAUGCCCAGAAUGCCAAUCAAAGGGUCCAUUCACUGUCAACAUUGAGCAGACUAUAUACAGAAAUUACCAAAAGCUAACCCUUCAAGAAAGCCCUGGAAUUGUUCCAGCUGGCAGAUUGCCAAGACACAAGGAAGUCAUACUUUUGAAUGAUCUGAUUGAUUGUGCUCGCCCUGGAGAAGAGAUUGAAGUCACAGGCAUCUACACAAACAACUUUGACUUGUCUUUAAAUACAAAAAACGGGUUUCCUGUGUUUGCCACAGUUAUUGAAGCGAACCAUGUUACAAAAAAACAAGACCUGUUUUCAGCCUAUAAACUCACUGAAGAAGACAAGCAAGAAAUUCAUAAGUUGGCUAAAGAUCCAAGAAUUGGAGAAAGGAUAGUUAAGUCAAUUGCCCCAUCAAUCUAUGGACAUGAAGACAUAAAGACUGCAAUAGCUCUUGCAAUGUUUGGAGGACAAGAGAAGAAUGUGAAUGGGAAACACAGACUGCGUGGAGACAUAAAUGUUUUGCUGUUGGGUGAUCCUGGAACUGCAAAAUCCCAGUUUCUUAAAUAUGUUGAGAAAACUGGACAAAGGGCAGUUUACACAACUGGAAAAGGAGCUUCUGCUGUAGGACUUACAGCAGCAGUCCACAAGGAUCCAGUCACUAGAGAAUGGACUCUUGAAGGAGGGGCUCUUGUUCUUGCUGAUAAGGGUAUAUGUCUCAUAGAUGAAUUCGACAAAAUGAAUGACCAAGAUAGGGUAAGUAUCCAUGAAGCCAUGGAACAGCAAAGUAUCAGCAUAUCAAAAGCUGGAAUAGUAACUUCUCUUCAAGCUCGUUGCUCUGUGAUUGCUGCUGCUAAUCCAAUUGGAGGAAGAUAUGAUUCCUCAAAAAACUUUUCACAAAAUGUUGAGCUAACAGAUCCCAUUGUCUCAAGAUUCGAUGUUCUCUGUGUUGUAAAGGAUGUGGUUGACCCUGUGAUGGAUGAAAUGCUUGCUAAGUUUGUGGUUGAUAGUCACUUCAAAUCCCAAGCCAAAGGGUCCAACUUGGAUGACAAAUCCAUGAACAAUUCCCAAGAAGACAUUGAUGCCUCUGCCAUGAUGAUGGAUCCUGAGAUACUUCCUCAAGACAUGCUGAAGAAGUACAUCACGUUUGCGAAAUUACACAUCUUCCCAAAACUGCAUGAUGCUGAUUUGGACAAACUUACACAAGUUUAUGCUGAAUUACGAAGAGAAUCAUCGCAUGGACAAGGGGUACCAAUAGCAGUGAGACACAUAGAAUCAAUGAUAAGAAUGUCGGAAGCUCAUGCAAGAAUGCAUUUGAGGUCAAAUGUGAUUCAAGAAGAUGUUGACAUGGCCAUUCGUGUCUUGCUUGACUCAUUCAUUUCCACACAGAAGUUUGGCGUGCAAAAGGCUUUACAGAAGAGCUUUAAGAAGUAUAUGACAUACAAGAAAGAUUUCAAUAGGCUCGUGUUGCUUAAGUUGAAUGAGUUGGUGAAGGAGGCUUUGCACUUUGAAGAGAUUGUUUCUGGGACAAGAAAAAAUGUUGGGUAUAUUGAUGUCAAGGUGGAGGAGUUGCAAAGCAAGGUUUCGGAUCUUGGAAUUACGGAUUUGAAACCGUUUUUUACGAGUGCAGAUUUUCUUAAAGGCAACUUUCAAUUGGAUGAAGAACGUGGUCUGAUAAGGCAUCAUAUGACCUUGUAGGAAUUAAGAUACGAGGAACUGUUUUUUUUUUUUUUAAGCAUGUGGUUUCUUUGUGUUUCAAGUAUUUAAUUUAACUUAUGACCGACUAUUCAAUGAUAGAUGAUACACUUUUGCUAA
Messenger RNA from Lactuca sativa (garden lettuce), 3053 nucleotides. It is a transcript of the gene MCM2, whose product is annotated as minichromosome maintenance (MCM2/3/5) family protein. Gene Ontology annotation, molecular function: ATP binding; 3'-5' DNA helicase activity; single-stranded DNA helicase activity. Gene Ontology annotation, biological process: mitotic DNA replication initiation; DNA replication; double-strand break repair via break-induced replication. Gene Ontology annotation, cellular component: nucleus; MCM complex. The record is from RefSeq and is a predicted model, not a curated record. NCBI's taxonomy places the organism in Eukaryota, Viridiplantae, Streptophyta, Magnoliopsida, Asterales, Asteraceae.